This is a messenger RNA of Pediculus humanus corporis (human body louse), 2730 nucleotides long. RefSeq lists its product as uncharacterized. Gene Ontology annotation, molecular function: SNARE binding. Gene Ontology annotation, cellular component: EARP complex. The coding region runs from base 1 to 2730 and encodes 909 amino acids. The transcript is spliced from 17 exons. Gene Ontology annotation, biological process: retrograde transport, endosome to Golgi; endocytic recycling. The record is from RefSeq and is a predicted model, not a curated record. Lineage: Eukaryota; Metazoa; Arthropoda; Insecta; Psocodea; Pediculidae.
AUGGUAUAUUUAAAUAUUGGAGUGACGAGAAACGAACCCGAAAUCGAAGAAGAAAUAAUUGAAGACGAGGAAAUAUUAAAAAAUAUCGAUGAUUGUUAUUUUAACAGCGAGGAUUGUUUUGAUGCACAACAUUAUCAAUUAAAGAAACUUCCCGAAGGCCUUGAUUGCGGAGACAUAAAAAAAAGUUUAAAUGUUUUAUAUCGUCAACAUGGUGUUGUGUCAAAAAAAAUGCUUCAAUUAAUAUUGGAAAAAGAAUCACAGUGUAAAGAAGAAUUGGGUAAAAUAUUUCAAACAGUUAAAGAUAUCGGAGUCGCUUUGGCUAUAUGUAGAGAAAGUAGAGAACAUUUGAGUUUAGCGAAACAACAAUUUACGACUGCCAGUUUGGGUAUAUUGGCAAAUUAUAAAAGGAAACAAAUAAUUUAUCAAUUAUUAAAAAAUUUAAAAACAAUCAAAACAUUGCAAAAAACGGAUGAAAGACUGCAAGAAUUACUUUUAGAAGAAAAUUAUCCUGGUGCCAUUAAUUUAUUAUUGGAAUGUCAAAUAGCAGCAUCAAAUUUUAAUCAUUUUAAAUGUGUUGCUCAAUUAAAUUGUAAACUUCAAGAUACAUUAUACAUGACUGAAGAGCAAUUAGAUGUAGCUUUAAAUAAAAUAUGUAGAAAAUUUAAUUUAAGUAUUUACAGUAAACUUCAAGAAGCAUAUAAUCUUCUUGAUAAAAGUCAAACAGUUAUGGAUCAAUUACUUAUGCAUUUUACAUCUGAAAUACACAGUGCCAUGUUCAAAAUUGUACAUAAAUUUGCUCAAACAGAUGCAAAUUUGAAAAAACAAUUUGAACAAUUGUGUAAAUUGGUUCCACUGUCGAAAUUUAUUCCUUGUCUACAAUCUCUCUGUCAAAAUCUUUGGCACAUACUAAAUUCAUAUUAUCAAAUUUAUCACUGGCAUCAAUCUCAUGAUAAAGAAAAUUUAGAAACAGGGAUUCCAUCGAAAGAUAUUGAAAUAACACUUAAUAAACAAUAUGUUAAACAAAAAUUAGAAACUGGAUUAAAAAGAUUAUGGAAUGAUAUACAAAAUAGAAUAUCAUUGUUUCUCACCGCCCACGAUUUUGCCGAUUAUAAAUUUGACGAAUUGUUGGUGGUUUUAGGUUUGGUACGCAGAUUGAUAGAAGUUGGUGAUGAGUUUUGCAAUUCAAACAGUUCGGAAUUGGAAAAUUCAAUGAGACAAUUAACAAUAAAAUAUUUUGAAAAUUAUCACGCGAGUAAAUUAGAAGAACUUAGAAUAUUUUUAGAAAAUGAAUCUUGGACUCAGUGUCCCGUACGAUCAAAAUUUAAUUUAACUCAUUUACAGGAAUUUAAAUCUCUUAGACACACGAUAGAAAAUCAUAGAAAGUCAAAAUCGCAUAAACCCUCGACAUCGGAAACGUCAGAAAAUGACCCAAUUAAUAAUUCUUCUUCUAAUUUAUCAACGGAUGGAAGCAGUUAUCUCAAUAAUAAUUAUUUUAUUAGGUUUCAAGAUGGCGGCGAAACGCCAUUCGAUUCGAAUAUAGACGAAAGUUACUACGAAGAAGAUAUUCUUAAUACAUACGGAGAAAGAAUACCCGAAUACAUGUCUGACACGUCCGAAGAUUCGGAAAUUGACGAAUUGAAAAAAGAUUACGUCGAAGAUGGUCCACCAUUAGAAUCAGGGAAAAUAACAUGUCCGAUUGUGGCAAAUACUACGCUCACAGUUUUAAGACUUUGCGGUGAAUAUUUACAAAUGUGUAAACUUCUUAAACCCAUUGCAUUGGAUGUUAUAUUAUCAAUGUGUCAAUUAUUCGAUUAUUAUCUUUAUAACGUUUAUCAUUUUUUCACCAAAGAUUUACUUGUUAAAAGUGCGACAAUGUUGAGUUUUAAACUUGAAACAACAUUAAAAAGAUUAGAUGAAUUAAUUGUUACCGUUGAAGAAAUUGAAAGUAAUAAUUUCGAUAUAAGAACAAAAAUGGUGCCUUCGAGAAUAUCCGAAAUGGUUGAUUUGAGUAACAAAGACAAUUUAUUCGGACUAACGGAGAGGAUAGUUGCGGUGGAAAGUUUGGCAUUUUUGGGUUCUCAAUUCGAUUACAUACAACCCUACUUAAUGCAUUUGGUACCGGAUGAAAAAAAACAUCUUUUACAACAUUUUUACUUACAGACUGUUGCUUCCGUUUCCGGUGUUAGGAGACCGAGUUACAUGUGCGUUUCCGGUCGUAUAAUCGACAUGAAUCAAAUAUUAAAAGAAAUGUCAAGGGUUAAUUUCGAAGUGAAAGAAGUCAUGAGUCAACAUAGUUCGUACGUUGAUAAAAUUGUUAACGAUUUGGAAAUAUUUUCGAAGAAAUUGGAUAGUUUGGACAUAAACGUACCCGUGGAAGCUUAUAACGUUUUAUGGGAAAACGUUGUUCACAUAGUUAAUAAUGCAUUGGUCGAAGGGUUUUCGAACGUUAAAAAAUGUUCCAAUGGCGGUAGAGCUCUCAUGCAAUUAGAUUAUGCUCAAUUCGUUUGCAAAUUGGAAAAAUUAACGACUCUUCGUCCGAUACCUAACAAGGAAUAUGUCGAACUCUACGUGAAAGCUUAUUAUUUACAAGAGAAUAAUUUGGAAGAAUGGAUAAAACAACACACGACUGAAUACACAAGCAAACAAUUGGAAGCGUUGAUAAAUUGCGCGUGUCAAAGCAGUAGAAAAACGAAACAAAGACUCCUUCAAAUUUUAGAAAAUGGAAAAUGA